Rangifer tarandus platyrhynchus (Svalbard reindeer) is the source of this 186-nucleotide messenger RNA. NCBI's taxonomy places the organism in Eukaryota, Metazoa, Chordata, Mammalia, Artiodactyla, Cervidae. The record is from the annotation of a GenBank genome assembly.
UACGGCGUACGGGGUAUGCGAUCUCUAACCUGCGGACCUGGUAGUACUAAGUCUUCCGCAGUUGAGCCAGGGGCGCUGCGCCGUCUUCGGGAGGCGGCGCGGCUGCUGCACGCGAAGGCGCGUGGCAUCGGUUCGGCGACAGCAUUUUCGAGCUACUCCAUCUUGAAUACAAGCAACGCUCGGUAA